Messenger RNA from Chionomys nivalis (European snow vole), 495 nucleotides. RefSeq names its product leucine rich colipase like 1 (gene Lrcol1). Gene Ontology annotation, molecular function: enzyme activator activity. The record is from RefSeq and is a predicted model, not a curated record. Lineage: Eukaryota; Metazoa; Chordata; Mammalia; Rodentia; Cricetidae. The transcript is spliced from 5 exons. Gene Ontology annotation, cellular component: extracellular region. The coding region runs from base 1 to 495 and encodes 164 amino acids. Gene Ontology annotation, biological process: lipid catabolic process; digestion.
AUGUCUGUCAUGGUGUGGAAGCUGCUGCCGCUGCUGCUGCUGCUACGGGCUGUGCCCACGUUCCAGGAUAGGAAGACAGAGGUGAUUUUAGCCUAUAAGGUGAUCGGAGAGCCGUGUGAACACAAUUCUGAAUGUCAGAGUGACUGCUGUGUCACUAACAGCUUGAACCCGCAGAAGUUCUGCACACCCCAGACUGUGUUCUUGCAAUGUUUACCUUGGAAGAAGCCAAAUGGACACUUCUGUGAAGAAAACUUAGAAUGCUACAGCAACUGCUGCAUCAGGACUGGCGACAGCCCUAACAAGUUCUGCUCAGCAAAGACCAUCUUCUUGCAGUGUGUAUCUUGGCGCAAGCAAGAAGGGGACAAAUGCCAAAGCCACUCAGAGUGCUGGAGCCUAUGUUGCCUCCCGCUGAGUGAGACCAGCUCUCCCCACUGCACAAAGAGAACUGGGCUCUUGGCCUUGUGUCUGCCAGUGGGACAUCCUGGCACAGUUUAA